Molecule: messenger RNA, 729 nt
Organism: Hansenula ciferrii
Lineage: Eukaryota; Fungi; Ascomycota; Saccharomycetes; Phaffomycetales; Wickerhamomycetaceae
Product: WW domain-containing protein
Exons: 1
Coding region: 1-729 (242 amino acids)
Molecular function (GO): protein binding
Source: RefSeq, a predicted model, not a curated record
AUGAAUCCACCACUCCCGAAUGAACCAGUACCAACAAGAAAGAUUAAUCACAAAAAGAGUAAACUUCCCCGUUCAAAAGAAUUAAUUAAGAAUACUAAGCAAGUUGACACAAAUGAUAAUAAAGAUACAAUAAAAGAAGAUAAUGGAGUGAUUGAAAAAGGGGAAGAUGAUGGAUGGGAACAUCAUUUCGAUAAUCAAACACAAAGAUUUUUCUUUUAUAACACUAAAACAAAGAUAAAACAAUGGAUAAAUCCAAGAGUUACUUUAAAUGAUGAAUGUAAUCAAAAUUUACCAACAUUUGAACCACCAAAAUUAUCAUUUGAGAUUGAAGAAACCACUCCAUAUGAAUUAGAAUUGAAAAAAUUGAAAAAUGAUUCCAAUUUCCAAAAAUUAUCAACGUUUGAAAAAUAUAAACAAGUUGAAUCAUUGAAAAAGAAAUUUGAAGAUAAUCAAUUAGAUGAUCAAAGCAACUCUAAUAUAACAUCAACUGAAUUACAAAAUGAACUGAAAGAUAUAAAACCUUUUAAAGAUGAUGUUAAUUUUAAUGAUUAUGGUUCAAAAAGUUUAUAUUCACAAGAAUUGAACCAGUCUAUACAUACAUUAAAUAACCAAAAUUCCAAAAAGACCAAUAAGAAUCAAAAUAAAGUAUCAAAACAACAAAUUAAACAAUUUAAAAUCCAAAAAAAUUUGAAAAAACAAGAUAAAUUGAAAAAAUGGUUAGCUGAAUAA